Messenger RNA from Cryptomeria japonica (Japanese cedar), 2462 nucleotides. Its product is annotated as G-type lectin S-receptor-like serine/threonine-protein kinase At2g19130. The transcript has a single exon. Lineage: Eukaryota; Viridiplantae; Streptophyta; Pinopsida; Cupressales; Cupressaceae. Bases 43 to 2364 code for a protein of 773 amino acids. Gene Ontology annotation, molecular function: protein serine/threonine kinase activity; ATP binding. The record is from RefSeq and is a predicted model, not a curated record. Gene Ontology annotation, biological process: protein phosphorylation; recognition of pollen.
CACAUAUUCCUGAGGUUUGCUCCUCUGAAUAACAAGAUUGAAAUGAGCUGGUUGAAAUUAUUGUUGACAGUGCUUGCAAUACUUGUGCAUCUGCACAGGUUCAAUUCCCAGGAUGUUUAUGUUUAUGGAGCAGAUACCAUUCCGCUGGGAGGCUCGCUCAGUGGAAAUCAAACCAUUAUAUCAAAGAACGGAACUUUUGAAUUGGGAUUUUUAAGUCCCACCGGAACCAAUAAUUGGUAUGUUGGUAUCUGGUAUGCCCAGAUUCCAGAGAAGACCAUUAUCUGGGUAGCCAAUAGGGAGAUUCCUCUCAGAAACAUGCCAGGAGUAUUAAAACUGUCUACUGACGGGAAUCUCAGACUGUUUGAUUUAGAUGGGCGAUCAAUUUGGUCAUCCGACAACAUGGUGGAAGCCUCUCGGGCAAGGAUGUUGGAUUCUGGCAAUUUCGUCCUGGUAGGGGCGCACGAUACUUCUGUGUUUGUUUGGGAAAGUUUCAAGCAUCCGACGGAUACGUGGUUGCCAGGGAUAAAGCAGUGGAAAGGCCUUCAACUGACGUCUUGGAGAAGUAGUUGGGAUCCAGCGCCUGGAUAUUUCUCUUUCGGAAUGGAUCCAUCUCCACAAAGUAAGCAGAUUCUGCUGCUUUAUAACGAGAGCAUUACAUACUGGUACAGCGGACAGUGGACUGGUGACCAUUUCAGUGAUCUUCCGGAAUUGGUAGAUCAAAAGAUGGUGUCCUUGUCUUUUGUGACCGUUUCUCCUUUAAAAUCAUACUUGAUCUUCACAUUGAAUCCACAGAUUGCAAGUGCCAAGGCGCGGUUUGUUUUGGACAAGAGUGGGCAACUGAGAAUGUACUUUUGGGUUCAAGAGAUUGGGUGGAACUUGGUGUGGUCAGCACCAGCAGAUGGAUGUAAUGUGUAUGGCGUCUGUGGGGAUUACGGAGCAUGCAACAGCAACAAUAUGCAAUUUUGCAGCUGUCUUCAGGGCUUCAUCACUAAAAACAAUCGUGCCUGGAAUUCCCAACAGUGGUGGGCGAGUGGCUGCGUUCGACGAGAUCCCCUGCAAUGCACUGUCAAUGGCUCCACUGACGGUUUUCUGCAAGUGACAGACAAAUUCUUGAGCAACGAACAAUCUGUUUCUUACCCACAAGAAGUAAUGCUUGAGGGAUGUCAGGCCGCCUGUCUGAACAAUUGCUCCUGCACCGCUUUCGCUAUCACUGGUUCUAGUCCUCCUGUUUGUCAAUUAUGGUUCGGAGAGUUAUUAAAUGUUCGCGAUUCAUCUGAUAACAGUUCUGUUUACAUUCGGUUGGCUGCUUCCGAUUUCGGGGAGCCGUCAUCCAUGCGAGCACGUAGAAUCCGUGAGAUUUAUAUUUCAGUUGCUGCAAUUGCAUUUUUCAUUGCUGUUUUGGCCCUUGUGUUCGCAGCAUGGAGACUUCGCCGUUCAAAUCUACAGCCGCAGAAAUUAGUCGAGGAUGACACGCCAGCGUUCCUGAGGAUGUUCACCUACAAAGAGCUGCAAACUGCGACAGAGAAUUUCAAGCAUAAGCUGGGAAGCGGAGCCUUCGGCUCCGUCUACAAAGGAUCUCUACCAGACAAUACACUUGUAGCCGUUAAAAAAUUAGAGGUUUCAGGGCACGCAGAGAAGCAAUUCCGUGCGGAAAUAAGCACAAUUGGAAGCAUACAACAUGUGAAUUUGGUCAGCCUUCGUGGGUUCUGUGCAGAGAAGCGUAAAAGGCUACUGGUUUAUGAGUACAUGGCCUAUGGCUCUUUGGAUUCCUUCUUAUUCCCGCGAGAUUCAGAAGAGAAGGUGUUGAACUGGAAUGCCAGAUUUCAAAUAGCAGUGGGUGCUGCUCGAGGAUUAGUUUAUCUUCACGAGGAAUGCAGAGAUCGCAUAAUUCACUGCGAUAUCAAGCCCGAAAACAUUCUCCUGGAUGUGGAUUUCAGCCCCAAAGUGGCUGAUUUCGGCAUGGCAAAGAUAGUGGGCAGAGAUUUCAGCCGUGUAUUGACAACUGCGAGAGGAACGAGAGGGUAUGUGGCUCCAGAGUGGAUCUACGGUCUGCCCAUAACUCCCAAGGCGGACGUAUACAGUUUUGGCAUGAUGCUGCUCGAAAUCAUUUCUGGGCGAAGAAAUGUCGACUUACAUCUGCAAAUGAGCAUGCAAUUCUUUCCCACAUGGGCGGCAGCUCAAUUGGAGAGUGGAAACAUAGUGGGUAUUGUGGAUGAAAGGAUAGCUCAUAUUGUAGAUAUUGAAGAGGUAAGGAGAACUUUUGUAGUAGGGCGGCUAUGUAUUAAAGAAGAUGAAAAUGACAGGCCAAGCAUGUCUCAAGUUCUGCAAAUGUUGGAAGGGACGAUGAGGUCUGAAAUUGUAUAAAUUGUUAGAUGCUCAUCGACCCCAAUGCUACCUUCACAAUUUAGAUGCUUGCUCAACUUUUUGUAAUCUGCUCAUAGAUGAUGUCUUCUAGUUUUAAA